Molecule: messenger RNA, 2433 nt
Organism: Cynoglossus semilaevis (tongue sole)
Lineage: Eukaryota; Metazoa; Chordata; Actinopteri; Pleuronectiformes; Cynoglossidae
Gene: ncaph
Product: non-SMC condensin I complex, subunit H
Exons: 18
Coding region: 174-2258 (694 amino acids)
Biological process (GO): mitotic chromosome condensation
Cellular component (GO): condensin complex
Molecular function (GO): chromatin binding
Source: RefSeq, a predicted model, not a curated record
GGUGACGUAUGACGUCGUUACGUAAACCGUUCGGCGCAAAAAUUCAAACCCUGAACAGGACCUAAGCCGCAGCCACCGCUGUGUUCUCUUAAGCAUUUGCUAAUUAUAUUUCUCGUCUUUGAUACAGCUAGAGAGGAUAUUACGAAUUCGAAGAACAACACAGUAAAAUCAAAAUGAGUACAUCUUCUACUCCUGAUUCCCGGAUUCGUCAGGGAUGGACAUCCUCUGUAUCAAAAAACAAGGGUAUCACUGCUGCAACACAAAGCACACCACUGCUGGCUGCAUUUCCCGGGAAUGACGACGAAAAAGAACGUCGUCAGCGCCGAAGGUCAAGAGUCAUCGACCUUCAAAGUGUUUCUGACUCUUCCUUUAAUGAAUCCGCGUCUCAUAGCGUCACAGGGACUCCUGCAGCGGUGCCAAAGUUGUCAAAUGCACAGAUCUCAGAGCAUUACUCCACAUGCAUCAAACUCUCCACUGAAAAUAAAAUCACCACCAAAAACGCCUUUGGUCUUCAUCUGAUUGAUUACAUGGCUGAUAUUCUCAAGCAGAAGGAUUCUGAACUCACCAACUUCAAGGUAGCAGCAGGCACUUUAGAUGCCAGCACUAAAAUCUAUGCUGUGAGGGUGGAUGCUGUUCACGCUGAUGCCUACAGGGUGCUGGGUGGUCUGGGGGCCGAAACCAAACCAGGAGAGGACUACAGAGGGACUGAGGAGGGCAGAGAGGACGAAGGAGCGCCAGGUGAAGUGACUGCAAAGCAGCCGAAGAAGAAAAGACCCCACAAAAAGACAGUGGAGCAGAACCUGAGCAACAUCAACAGUCCCGAGUCUGAGAGGAAGUGUGAGGUGGACCCCAUGUUUCAGAGGAUGGCCUCGUCCUUUGAUGAGAGCAGCACAGCCGGCGUCUUCCUGCCAGUUCUGUUCAGUGAGAGCAGUCGCUGCGCGUUGCUCUUUCCUUCCUACUUCACUCUUCUUCAGUCCAAACCGUCCUACUCUCCUCCACCACCACAGACCGUCUCUGCUUCCCCAUUCAAGGCUGGACUUGAUCGUUCUCAGGAAAAAAGUUCCAUCUGCCCCUCAUUGGAGGAUUUCUCCUUCACCAGCUGGAAUCCAGAGCAGACCAUAAAUCAGCUCGUGGAGAAGAUGAAGCAAGGUGAGCACGUUUUUGACAUGAACGCUGAGCCAGAGCCUGAACCACAGGAUGACGAUUGUCCAGACUUUGAUGCUGACUAUGAAGAAAGACUUGGGGAUUGUGAGGAGGGACACAAGGAGCGCAAAGAGAGUUGUGAGGCCUCAGGGUCUGGCAAAGGAAGGGAUGUCAUUCCCAUUGGAGAAGGAGACAUUACCACCAUGUGUCUGCAACUCUCCUCUCAGCCCAGAGAGUAUUCAUACUUCAGCCCCAGGACAAUGGCUACGUGGGCUGGACCAGGAUACUGGCAGUUCAAGCCAAAACACAAGCUGGACCACUUACCUGAUAAAGAGACACGGAAGAGGAAGCCUAGGAAGACAUUUGAAAUAGAUUUCAGCGAUGACGUCAACUUUGACACCUACUUCCGAACCACAAGGGCUGCUACCACCAUCACCAAGUCUGCUCUCAGUGCUAGUAACAAGAAGACAACGCUCCCAGCAGACUUUCAGUUUCCUCCAGAGACUCUGUCACAGCUCAGCCUCAAACCCUCCAGCACGUUGACCCAGGAAGGGCAAAAGAGACUGUCUGGAGAACUUGGAGAAGGGAUUGGAGACUAUGAUUACAACAACGCCAAUGACACUGUCAACUUCUGUCCUGGAGUUCAGGGUGCUGACAGUUUUGAAGAUGCUGAAGGUUUUGCCGGUUCAGAUGAUGCACUGCUGUCAGGAGAUGAUAGGCCUUCAUCCUCUCAGGCUCUAGAAGACGUCUCCACCUAUGGAGAGGAUGAUUUGGUUCCUGAACCUCACAGAGUCAACAAGAUUGAGAUUAAUUACGCAAAGAUGGCAAAGAAAAUGGACAUGAAGAGACUGAAGAAUAACAUGUGGAGUUUGUUGACUGACAGUCCAGCAAAACCUGCAGAGGAGACAGAGACUGUGGUGCAUUCAGAGGUGUGUGGGGAAAAAACCUUCAGUCAAACAACAAAGACACUGCUUGAAAGGUUGCCAAACACAAUGGCCCAGAACCUGUCUGUACCUCUGGCAUUUGUGGCUUUGCUUCAUCUCGCCAAUGAAAAGAAUCUAGAGUUGGUGAAGGUUGAUGACAUGUCCGAUAUCAUCAUCAGACAAGGCCAUUGAGAAGAAAUAAAUAACCUGGUGUUACAUGGAGAAUUCACUGCUCACCUUUCAAACAAUUCCUUUUACGUCUCCUUUUUAAAUGUGUCUCUUUCUAAUUAUUGUUUUAAACCCAUCACAUUUUUACCAUGUAUAUGUAUAUUAUCAAAUACAAAUAAAAAAAGCCUUUCACAUUUUA